Molecule: messenger RNA, 1146 nt
Organism: Telopea speciosissima
Lineage: Eukaryota; Viridiplantae; Streptophyta; Magnoliopsida; Proteales; Proteaceae
Product: DNA-directed RNA polymerases II, IV and V subunit 3-like
Exons: 3
Coding region: 59-1024 (321 amino acids)
Biological process (GO): DNA-templated transcription
Cellular component (GO): RNA polymerase II, core complex
Molecular function (GO): DNA-directed RNA polymerase activity; DNA binding; protein dimerization activity
Source: RefSeq, a predicted model, not a curated record
AGAGCAAAGUGUUCUACACAAUCAUCUCUGUCUUCUAGACGGAGUGUGAGCGAGAGAAAUGGACGGAAUUUCAUACCAACGAUUCCCGAAGGUGAAGAUACGGGAGAUGAAGGAUGAUUACCUCAAGUUCGAGCUUCGGGAGACGGAUGCUAGCCUGGCAAAUGCCCUUCGCCGUGUGAUGUUAGCAGAGGUUCCCACAAUCGCAAUCGACCUGGUUGAGAUUGAGGGCAACUCAUCAGUGCUUAAUGAUGAGUUCAUUGCUCACCGACUUGGUCUCAUUCCUCUAACCAGUGAACGUGCCAUGGGCAUGCGGUUCUCCCGUGAUUGUGAUGCUUGUGAUGGUGACGGUCAAUGUGAGUUCUGCUCUGUUGAGUUCCAUCUCCAUGUUCGCUGUGACUCAGACCAGACCCUUGAUGUCACCAGCCAUGACCUCGUGAGCUCCGAUCCCUCUGUGGUGCCUGUUGAUGUCGUGCAGCGCUCGGACAAUGUUGGAUACGAUACAUCGGAGCAAAGGGGAAUAAUCAUUGUGAAGCUGCGUCGGGGUCAAGAGCUAAGAUUGAGAGCAAUAGCUCGGAAAGGGAUUGGCAAAGAUCAUGCAAAAUGGUCGCCUGCUGCAACCGUUACUUUUAUGUAUGAACCAGAUAUUCAUAUCAAUGAAGAUUUGAUGGAAACAUUGUCACUUGAUGAGAAAAGAGAGUGGGUUGAAAGUAGCCCUACAAAAGUUUUUGGACUCGACUCUAAUACACAACAGGUUGUCGUGAUUGAUCCUGAGGCAUACACAUAUGAUGAUGAAGUGAUAAAAAAAGCAGAAGCUAUGGGAAAGCCAGGACUGGUAGAAAUCUAUGGCAAAGAAGACAGUUUCAUUUUUACAGUUGAAUCUACUGGUGCCAUCAAAGCCUCACAGUUGUUCAUCAAUGCAAUAGAAGUUCUUAAGCAGAAGCUGGAUGCGGUUCGCCUAUCAGAGGACACCGAAGAAGCUGAUGAUCAGUUUGGUGAAUUGGGUGCACACAUGCGAGGAGGGUGAUCACUUUGUUGUACUGGUUUGGUUCAUAUGAGGAAGGAUAUGAUAAAAAAAAAAACUGCUUCCAUAAAGGAAUGUGGUCCACUACGCAUGAAUUUCCAACCUUUUGACAGUGAUGUAGAAAC